AUUCAACUGAUUCUUGGCCAUUAUCUGUAGCUGUUGGUGAUUUUAAUAACGACACUCAACUAGAUAUCGUCGUCGUUAAUGAGUUUGGCUUCACUGUAAGUGUACUUCUAGGAUAUGGCAAUGGCUCUUUUGCAAAUCAAACGACAUAUUCAACUGGCUCUUUCCCAUAUUGUGUAGCUGUAGGUGAUUUUAACAAUGACAUCCAUCUGGAUAUCGUCGUUGCUAAUGCGGGUGACAAAACUGUAAGUAUCCUUCUUGGAUAUCGUGAUGGCUCAUUUGCAAAUCAAAAGACAUAUUCAACUGGCUCUUUACCACUCUCUGUAGCUGUUGGUGAUUUUAACCGCGACACUCGACUGGAUAUCGUCGUUGCUAAUGAGGGUGACAACACUGUAAGUGUACUUCUUGGAUAUGGCAAUGGCUCAUUUGCAAAUCAAAAGACAUAUUCAACUGGCUCCUCACCAUACUCUGUAGCUGUUGGUGAUUUUAACAACGACAUCCAUCUGGAUAUCGUCGUCGCCAAUGCGAAUGACAACACUGUAAGUGUACUUCUAGGAUAUGGAAAUGGCUCUUUUGCAAAUAAAACGACAUAUCCAACUGGCUCCAAACCAUGGUCUGUAGCUCUUGAUGAUUUUAACAAUGAUACCCGACUGGAUAUCGUCACUGCUAAUUUUGGUGGCAAUACUGUAAGUGUUCUUCUCGGAUAUGGCAAUGGCUCUUUUGCAGAUCAAACGACAUAUCCAACUGGCUCUGCAGCAAUCUCUGCAGCUGUUGGUGAUUUUAAUAACGACAGUCGACCGGAUAUCGUCGUUGCUAAUUUCCAUUACGGCCAUGUAAGUGUACUACUUCGGUAUGAUAGAGGAGCUCUGAAAGACAAAAUCACAUUUGCAUCUGCCAAUGGUUCUCGUUUACAAAGCUUUGCUGUUUUUGAUUUCAAUAAUGAUAGCCUACUAGAUAUCGCCGUUGCCAACUAUGGUACUAAUAACAUAGGUGUUCUUCUUGGAUCUGGGAUUGGCACUUUUGGAAAUCAAAUGAUGUUUUCAACAGGCUUAAAUUCUCAUCCUUACUCAAUGGCUAUCCAUGAUUUCAAUAAAGACGGUCAAGUAGAUAUAGCUGUGGCCAAUUAUGGUACUAAAAAACUUGUUACGUUUCUGGGAAGUGGGAACAGAACAUUUGAAAAUCGAGGAAGUUACGGUGUAGAUUUCGAUUUCGCUCCAUUGGUAGUUGGUGCUGGUAGUGUCAACAAAGAUGGACGUUCAGAAAU
Messenger RNA from Rotaria sp. Silwood1, 1261 nucleotides. The record is from the annotation of a GenBank genome assembly. Lineage: Eukaryota; Metazoa; Rotifera; Eurotatoria; Philodinida; Philodinidae.